Myzus persicae (green peach aphid) is the source of this 3125-nucleotide messenger RNA. Its product is annotated as protein ALP1-like. The record is from RefSeq and is a predicted model, not a curated record. The coding region runs from base 2053 to 3000 and encodes 315 amino acids. Lineage: Eukaryota; Metazoa; Arthropoda; Insecta; Hemiptera; Aphididae. The transcript has 4 exons.
CCAUCAAUGCAUAUCUUGUUAUUGUCAAAUUGUAGUAACAUCUAAGCUUGAAAAUUGGUCGUUAUUACAAGAAAAAAGUAAUCUUUUGAUCAAUUUGAUUUAGAGUCUUCUUGUCCUUGAUGUUUAAAAUAUAAAAUUUGAUUCUUCCCAUCUUUUUGUUUUUUCAUUUGUUCUACCCAUAAUUGAACACUUACAAAGUCAUUUUCAUGUUGCUUAAUUGAAUUGUUAUUUAUUUUAUAAUCUCUUAAGAUGUUGUACAAAUCACAUUUUUAUAAUAAAUGAAUUCGUUUGAAAUCUGCCCCAACUACUGUUUCUCUAAUAUCAUUCAGCACCCUUUGAAUUGGUACACCAAGAGCUUAUUUACCUAAUACAACAUUUUUAAUAAUUAUUAUAUAUUUAUUAUAAUAUUUUAUAAUUACUUUUUUUUUGAUUUAUUUAAUAAAAUAAUUAUGAAUUAUGACAGUUAUGUAUCAUAAUAGUUACCUACCUGCUAACAUGGAUUUAUCCUCUGUAUGCAAUCUUUGCAUUCCAAUUUCAUUUUUAUGCCAUAAAUGAGUACUCCAUUGUUGUACAUUUAUUAUAUUCUCUUUUCUGUGGACUAUUAUAUGUGAAGGACAAAUUUUUGAUAUUUUAGCUGAUCCAAUACUUUUUAAUACUCUCUUUCCCUAAUUAUGCAUGUACUUAAUUUUUUUUAAAGAAUAAAUAAAUUUAUUAUAUAAUAAGUUUAUUUACUGUGCUUGAAGAUCUUGGAUUAUUUGAACGAUGACAAACAUAAUAUAAAUAUUUGACCCCAUUUUAUUGUUUUUUUAUGUUCUACGUACAUACUGACAUUUAUCUCGAUUGUCAUCAUCAGUUUUCCACUUGAGAAAUUCUAUACAAAAUUUUUAGUAAUAAUUUUUUGCUAACAUUAUUAAUAAUUUUUUUUAGUUUACCUUCCAUAGUAUUGAAAUUAAGUGAUACAAUUUCAAUGUUCGUAUUGUGUUCAAAUGACAAAUGUUUUGAAAAUUCUUUCAUUGUUUUGAAUGAUAGUUCACAAUUUUUGUAAGAACAUUUAAUAUGGCCUAAUUGACAACCAUCAUGUGAAUUUAUGUGUUUAAUUAUUUUAAUUUUUGAAUUAAAUUUCUCACCACAGUCAUGGUAUUGGUAUUAUGUACUUCUGUAAAACUGACAUAAUGUACAGUUAUAUUUCUCUUUUAUGUCAUAAUAAUUGGGUGUACCUAUAUAUGUUUCUGUAAUUUAUAGUUUUGAUGAAGUCACCCAUUGUAAGCUUUAUCAGUUAUCUGGUUAUGUUUGGGAUUUCCUACUGUGCACAAAUUUUAUUCUAUUAUAAAAAUAGAAAGCAAAGUAUCCAUACUAUAAAAAAAAUAUGUAGUUACUAUAACAAUAAUGUUAUCUGCUCUUGAAUCGAACAUUUUUUAAGAAAUCAGAAAUGUGUACUUCAUAACUUUUCGUAGAGACUAAAUAUUAUACGAUAACUGUUGCAUAUCGACAUAAUCGCGAAUACAUGAAGUUAGUCAAUAAUACUAGUGUAUCUUAUUAAUAUAAAUUUUGGCUUUUACACGACCUACAUAUUCCCUAUUAUUGCUAGUUAUUGAUUUCAAAAGUUGGCGGUAAAAAUGUAAAAAUUCAAUAUUAUUUUGUGAUAACAGUGUAGUGACGCCAUGUUGGAAUAAUUUGUAUAGGCAGAAAACGAAAUUGUUCGCCGCUGACACUGCCGACACUGUAAAGAAGCAACCUCAAUGUUUGUUCUCUUUCUCAUUUCCGAUAUCUGUAUUAUUUGUAUUAUUUGUAAUUUUUACGACGGAUCUGUUAGCAUAGUGUUGUACUUCCAUCAAGUUUCCAGUAUAAUGGUCAAGGCUAUGGAAGCAGUUGCGAGCUUGGCUAAAUUUGCCAAGAAAAAGCUCAAACAAAAUUUAUUAAGUGGUACAGCAAGAAUGGAACAUGGCGUUUCAUUCACCAAAAAACUGAAGCUAAGCUCAAGGGGACAGAAAAUCAUUGGAUGAUACACCAAAAAAAAGUUCGUAGUUGUAAAACCAAUCAUGGGCAAAAAUAAUGGUGAAAUCCGUAAAGUACACACUGUCAAACACAAGGCAUACUUAUCCAACAUUAAAAACGUACUUGGGAAGUGGUUGUGAUCAGAUAGAUCUACAUUUAACUUAUAGGAUAGGACACUCAACGAUUGGAAAAAUUUUGAGAAGAGUUUGCGGUGUUAUAUGGGAAGUACUACGAGCUGAAUCAUUUCCUGAGCUGAACGAAGAACAAUGGAUAGAUAUAGCUGAAGGAUUUCAAAACUACAGUCAGUUUCCCAAUUGCUUAGGAGCAAUUGAUGGCAAACACGUUAGAAUUCGUAAACCAAAGAUGAGUGGGUCACUUUUUUACAACUACAAAAAUUAUUUUUCAAUUGUUUUGCUCGGCAUCGUAGAUGUAAACUACAAGUUCAUUUAUAUUGACAUUGGCGCUUUCGGUAAAGAAUCUGAUAGUACGAUUUUUGAAAAAACAAAUUUUUAUAAGACACUUGAAAAUAAUACACUGAAUAUUCCAAAAAGCCGACCCCUUCCAGGUACUAAUAUAAUUAUGCCUUACACAUUUAUUGGCGAUGAAGCUUUUUCCCUUUCGUCGAACAUCAUGAGACCUUACAGUGGAAAAGUGUUGUCUCAUAAGAAAAGGGUAUUUAAUUACAGACUUUCAAGAGCUAGGAGGCAUGUGGAAAGUGGGUUUGGUAUAAUGUCAAAUAAAUGGAAAAUAUUUCAUAAGCCCAUAAAUGCUAAUUUGGAUUUAGCCAUUUCAGUAGUAAAAACCUGUUGUUCACUUCAUAACUACGUUAGAGUUAGAGAUGGAAUCAACAUACAAGAUGUCAUGAGUGUAACGGGAUUUGUUGACACAGAACAAGACGGAGAAACAACAAGAACAACUAACCAGUAUAUACACACAAGAAAUAAGUUGGCUGAUUAUUUUGUUUCGGAUAUUGGCAGUGUUCCUUGGCAAGAUAAAUACAUUUAAUACCUUUUUUAAAUAUUACAUAUUACUCUAUGUGUUAUUUGUAUGAACUACUUGUUGUAUUAAAUUUUUAAUUGACAUGUAAUAAAACUGAACAUUUUAUAAAUUUGUAACUACAAAAUAAUGCA